AUGGCUGGAAAUAAAAAUUUUCAGAAUAAGGAACUAUGUGACGAUAUUGCUCCUGGCCUUCCAGAUCCCAAAACCAACCUUGUUGACGAUAACGUUUGUGAUCUGAUAAGCCGGUCGAUGACCUCGUGCACCGACCCCUCUCAGUUCGGUGCUCUAUUGGAGUUUACUGAUGUUUUGUUCGAAGACAGUUCUUUGAGUGAGCGCUUGUGUCGGUAUCGAUGGUGCUGUGGCGAUUCGUUUACUUGGAUUAAAUUGCUCGAGUGUGGAACCUCCACAGACUACGCCAACGGAUUCCCACUUCGCUUAAUUCUCACUAAUAUGAUGGAUGAUGAUAUGCAUUUAUUACAAGUUUGCCUGGAGAUGCUUUCAUUGAUAAUUGCUGAAAUCGCUGCAGCUGAUGACGAACCAUCCGACCGAACCUCUGAAUGCACCAUAGAUUCGAUGUCCAACGACGCUGUUUCAUCGCUGUUGGACCAGCUUAUCAAGUUGGGCAGCCAUAUUGGAAAUUCACUGUCCACUGGAGAAAGCACUGAUCAUACUGACAUCCAGGUAAAUCCGCUCGCCCUGAGGGUUCUUGCCGUUUAUUUACAGUGGGUCACACAUUUCUACAAACAUCGUAUCCUGACACUUAGCGAGCUGGAUCUUGCCAUCUUCGAUGAGACUGUUUCACAGCCCUUGCCUCCCACUUCGGAGGAAUACCAAGAAUUAACUCAGCGCUUCGAACGCGAUGUCUGGCUGCCUUUAUGCCCUUUUGUAAAUACCGUUUUCCGUCAUGCAUUUUGUUUGGAUGGUGGAGUUCAGGCCGAGCUGUUCGCAAGGUGCCGCAAGCACGUCUGUUCCCUCGCGCGACUUUUUCCUGGCGUUGUCGUCAAUAACCUUGACGCUGAUUUUGCCGACUUCUUACUCGCCUCACAACUUGCAAAACCAUCACACGUGUCCGAAUCUCUUAGUUGCCUCCGAGAUGUCGCUGACUUAUUGAGUACAGCGCUCUGUGUGUCGGCUCUCGUUGACAAAACUGACGACAGUUCUCGCCUGUGUUUCAAAGACACCUGUGUUUCCGUUGUCGGCAAACUCUCUUUCCUCAUUCUUGAUAAGCGUAAUUCACUUCUCGUAGAAGCCCUGUUGCAUGACUUUGAAAACAGCGCUGUCGGCAAUCUCUGCGUUGGCUGUAGAUCAAAGCGUCUGGCCAUCUUUGCUGAAACACUCUCCAAUGUUGUCGGUAUUUUGCUCUUUCUGACGGCGAACGUUUGGCAGUCAGAGGUUUCCAUUCUGUUGGAAGCUACUCAAACUCAUGCUGAAUCGUUGACAGACGUUAAUUCUCACUGGACGAUUGAGCGCCUAUGUGACGCUGAUCUGGAGGUGCUGGGUUACUUGGCUAAACUAUCGCCUUCUUUACUGGACUGGGAUUUCUCCCAUUUGCGAUACUAUCCAUGCAAAUGCUUUUCCUCUUCGCCCACCUUGCGAGCCUCCUCUAGCGCCCUUUUACGGUGUGAAUCGCUAGUCGCCCUUCAAGUUACUGAUCGUGGUAGUGGUGUUUGCGUUCUGAAAGAUGUGGAUAUUUGUUACCCUGCUCCGUGA
Molecule: messenger RNA, 1578 nt
Organism: Mesocestoides corti
Lineage: Eukaryota; Metazoa; Platyhelminthes; Cestoda; Cyclophyllidea; Mesocestoididae
Source: the annotation of a GenBank genome assembly